ACAAAAACAUUUUUCACAAUAAGCAAGAGUUGAAAGCUUGACCAAUAACAGGCUAGUAGUAUAGUUCCCCAGUGUGUGGUUUGUCUAUAAAUUGAAGAGUCCUUUAACACAUUGACAGGACAAGAAACCAAAUUGAAGAGAAAAUGAAGCAUUUAGUAAUUGGUUGUGCCAUGUCAAUGGAAAAGCAAAAACACUACAUUGCUAUGCUCAUCACACAAGCUAUUUUUGCAGGCAUGGCUUUGUUUUCUAAAGCUGCAAUAUCUCAAGGGAUGAACCCUUAUAUUUUUGUUACUUAUCGUCAAGCAUUUGCUGUCGUCGCCUUAGCCCCCCUCGCUGCUUUCUUCGAGAGAAAGACUGCUGUUGCUUUAACCUACAACAUCCUGUUGAAAAUCUUAAUGAUGUCAUUACUUAGCACUGUAAGUUUGAAUCUCUACUACUAUUCCAUACAUUACACUACAGCAACAUUUGCUGCAGCCACAACUAACUUAAUUCCAGCCAUAACAUUUUUUAUGGCAGUACUUUUAAGAGUGGAAGCUCUUUCAAUAAAGAAGUCAUAUGGAAUGGCAAAAUUCUUGGGUUCUUCAAUUGGUGUAAUAGGAGCUUUGGUGUUUGCCUUGGUUAAAGGACCACAUUUGAACUUCAUGAAUUUGUCCAAAGAGAACACAAGGGGAAAUCAUAGCUCAAAUUAUGGUUGGAAGGAAGAGUGGUUAAAAGGUUCACUAGUCAUGAUUUUAGCUAACAUAACAUGGUCUCUGUGGCUCAUUUUACAGGUCCGUAUUGUAAAACAAUAUCCAGCAAAGCUACGUCUUGCCACACUAUAUUGCUUGUUUAGCUGGAUACAAUCUUCAGUUUGGUCCAUGGCAAUGGAAAGGAACAUAUCAGCAUGGAAGCUCAAAUGGGACAUCAAUCUUUUUUCAGUGGUCUACUGUGGUGUGAUUGUUACAGGCCUGACAUAUUGGAUACAACUUUGGUCAGUAGAGAAGAAAGGACCAGUAUUUAUAGCCAUGUUCACUCCAUUAUCACUUAUCAUAACUGCCAUAAUAUCAGCAUUUUUGUGGAAGGAAACACUUUAUGUGGGAAGUCUAUGUGGAGGAAUACUGCUAGUUGGUGGGUUGUACUUGGUCCUAUGGGGAAAGAAUAGAGAAGCAGAGAGGGAAGCAAAUGAUCAAAUAGUGGAAAUCAAGGGUGGAACCACAGUAAUUUGAUAGGACAACAAAAUAUACUACUCCCUCUGGUCCAAUUUUUAAAAAAUAAAAAGAGAUUUUUAAAUAUUGUAAUUGAAAAAUUUAAGAUUGUAUAGUUCUUUAAAUUUGUGGACUUAAACUUAUCAUGUAUUAAAUUAUUUGAAAUUAAAAAACUUGACCGAUAAAAAUAAGACAAAGAAACUAAUGAAGUACAGUAAAUAUUUGGUUACAUUAUUUAUAUAUCUAAAAGGCAUGGCCAGUCCAAUAUUUUAUA
Molecule: messenger RNA, 1458 nt
Organism: Capsicum annuum
Lineage: Eukaryota; Viridiplantae; Streptophyta; Magnoliopsida; Solanales; Solanaceae
Product: WAT1-related protein At1g43650
Exons: 7
Coding region: 144-1205 (353 amino acids)
Cellular component (GO): plasma membrane
Molecular function (GO): transmembrane transporter activity
Source: RefSeq, a predicted model, not a curated record